This is a messenger RNA of Eucalyptus grandis, 1427 nucleotides long. RefSeq names its product multiple myeloma tumor-associated protein 2. The transcript has 4 exons. Bases 201 to 881 code for a protein of 226 amino acids. The record is from RefSeq and is a predicted model, not a curated record. NCBI's taxonomy places the organism in Eukaryota, Viridiplantae, Streptophyta, Magnoliopsida, Myrtales, Myrtaceae.
UCUCUUCCUCCUUCGUCUUCUCUCUCUCUCUCUCUCUUCGUUUUUGGCUCGCGCAGAGGAGGUGCCGGAGCUGGCCGAUCGAGUUCUCAGUUCCGACUUGUUCCGACUCUCCGACCUUCUUCGAAGCUCGUCUACGAGAAGCCGGCGAAGAAGACGACCGCACCCCCAUCUUCGUCGGCUGGGAGGACCUCGCCGGAACCAUGUAUCAUCCCACCAGAGGCGGCGUUCGCGGCGGCAGAGACCAAUUCAGCUGGGACGACGUUAAGGCCGACAAGCAUCGAGAGAACUAUAUUGGUCACAGCCUAAAGGCACCUGUUGGGAGAUGGCAGAAAGGAAAGGAUCUGCACUGGUAUGCCAGGGAUAAAAAAUCAAUGGCUGCAGAAAUGGAGGCUGCUAAGGAUGAGAUUAAAAGAAUCAAAGAACAAGAGGAGCAGGCAAUGAGGGAGGCACUUGGAUUAGCUCCUAAGCGCACUAACACCAAUCAAGGCAGUCGACUUGAUAAGCAUGAGCUGAAAGAACUGGUGAAGCGAGGCUCCACAGCAGAGGAUUUGGGUGGAGGCCAUGCUGAAGCAGCACGUGUACAUGGUCUGGGUUUCGCAAGACUGCCUCGUCCCUGGGAAGAAUCAAGUUCUGUUCAACCCAGUCAACCGGAAGUUUCAGCUGGCGUAGAGAAGGUUGUCGCGCCUGCUCCCGACUCAUCAGCAAGGAAUGCAGAUUCCAGUGAGGAGUCUGAGGACGAACGUAGCAGGAAGAAGAGGAGGCGGGAGGAGAAGAAGCGCGAAAAGCAUGAGAAGCGCGAGAAAAGACAUGCUCGUGAUUCUGAGGACAAAAAGCACCAUAAGCACAAGGGGAAGAAGCGACAUGAUUCAGAUUCAGACUAAGCCUCUCUCUCCAACUAUUGUCAUUGCAAUAACGAUAGUCUACUACUUGUUUUUCUAAGGCACUGUUAAAGUUGUACCUUUGUUGGAGACGACUAUUCAUUGGUGGAGCAAGCGGAUGGAGAAGGGCACUGAGUGAACCCCCAUAUCUAGCCUCACAAUCACAAAAUUCUUCGAGGAUCGGAGGGGAUUGAGGUCUGAAAGUCACAUGGAUCUGGGAUGUGAUUCGGAUGCACUAACCCAUCUUAACCAGUCCUCUGCACUUCGGCCUCGGUGUCGGGAUUUGCUGCUUCGUGCACGGUCAUCUGUUUCCUUCGUGGGGUGCAUAUACCUCAGGGUAGUUCGAUGUAAUGUUUCUUUUCUACCCCGGUAAGUUUCAUGCUAGGCCUUUUGUCCGGGGGAUACCGCCUUGCGGAAGAUGCUCAUCGACUAAGUUCCAAAGAUCUAAAGUGCCUUAUACUUGAAACUGUCCGUGAGUUUCCAUUACAACUAUGUCUUAUGAUCCCCUUUCGGAGGUCCUAUGUGCAAAAGUUAUCUUUGAUGCUCUUA